Chiroxiphia lanceolata (lance-tailed manakin) is the source of this 7360-nucleotide messenger RNA. It is a transcript of the gene PTPRB, whose product is annotated as protein tyrosine phosphatase receptor type B. The record is from RefSeq and is a predicted model, not a curated record. The transcript is spliced from 33 exons. Gene Ontology annotation, biological process: protein dephosphorylation; angiogenesis. Gene Ontology annotation, molecular function: protein tyrosine phosphatase activity; cadherin binding. The coding region runs from base 33 to 6401 and encodes 2122 amino acids. NCBI's taxonomy places the organism in Eukaryota, Metazoa, Chordata, Aves, Passeriformes, Pipridae.
UAAGAGAAGCAUGGGGAGUUGCUAGAGGGAAAAUGGAUUCUUUAUUUCACGUCCUGGUUUCUACCUGUCUUGCCUUGACAUUCUCAGAAGGGUUUCUGAUUAUCCAUGUCCAGAAACAGCAGUGUCUUUCAGAAAAGAGAGGAGUCAUUAUGGAAAAGUGCAAUAUGACAAACCUCAACCAGAAGUGGCGGUGGACAGCAGAUGACAGGCUCCUCCAUGUGAAAUCUGCCCAGUGCCUGAGCAUCUCUACGCGCUCUGCUCUGUCCUCUCGCAGCAUCAUCAUUGAUUGUCCCCAGGCAGUCAGGUGGACUUGCCACGAGGACGGGCUCCUGAAGGUGGCAAACAGCUCUCUUUUUCUCACAAAGCAAGGUCAGAAGGUAAUGGCCAAGCAGAGUAAAAAAUACCUUCAUACAUGGAUGCAGCUAGAAGCCAGUGAGACGGGAAAACCUGUUUAUGUAAAUCUGUGCUCAAAGCAAGAUCUCCAAGAUGCAGACACUUCUGUAUGGAGUAGUAGAACUACAUCCCCCUCUUCAAAUGCUGUUACUUCUAGGCCUGAAAAUAUGCUGAAGAGUAGCACAGAGAUGUUCAUCAGAAAUGUGACUGAACGAUUCAGUAAAAAUCCCAUUGAAAAGCUCUACUUUGACUUGAAAUCUGCAGUAACAGAGAAUGCCUGGAUUCCAACAACCACUCUUCAAUACUACAGCACCACAGAAGAGGCCGCGCUGGGGCAGGCGGGAUGCAGCGCCAACCUGACGGAGCAGCGCGUCUUCGGGCAGAGCGUCCGGCUGCGCUGGGACGCCGCGGGUCGCGCCUGCAACUUCAGCCUGAGCGGGCGCUCCGAGGACGGGGAGGCGGCCGGCUGCCAGCCCGCCCACGCGGGCAACGGGACCUACGACUGCACCCUGCGGGGCCUGGAGGCCGGGACCUGGUACCACCUCCACAUCGAGCCGCUCUCCGGCGGGGAGGCUCUCAACAUCUCCGUGCAGACAGAUCCCUUGCCACCAUCUCGUUUGGAAAUUAAUAAGGAAAAGACUACACUUACAAGCUUGGAAGUUCAAUGGUAUCCUUCCUCAGGAAAGGUGGACUUGUAUAACCUAAUAUUAUUUGAUGAUGAUAAUAAAAAGAUACAAGAAGUCUCCGUACCAGGAAGCAUUUCAAAAACAGAAAAUACGUUUUUUAAUCUCAUCCCUGGGAAUAAAUACAACAUUGUCCUCAGUGCAAUUGCUGGAAAUAAGACUACCCCAGAACUUCACAUAAGUGGAUAUACUGCCCCUGCUGAAGUCUUAGAUUUGACAGUGACUAAUGAUGACAGCUUAGAUGCUUUAAAAGUUAAGUGGAGAAAACCUUUGGGAAACUUCGAUUUCUAUAAUAUCACUCUGUCUCAUCUUGGAUCAGUUAAAGGAGUCAAAAUUGUGCAGCCACCAAUCACCGAGACUCACUUUGAUAAGCUAACUCCAGGACGUCUUUAUCAGGUUACUGCCCGCACAAUCAGUGGUGAACUGUUUACUGAUGGGAUGGCAACUGGCAGGACAUUUCCCCAGAACGUUUCAGAGCUGCAGGCCGGUUCUGGUGGCUGGCUGAGGUCUCUGCGAGUGACCUGGCUGCCCCCUGCGGGAGACUGGGAGAGGUACCACCUGCUCCUGUGGAACCGCACGGCCCUGCUGCUUAACACCACCCUCGAGAAGAACACUACCGAGUACCUCAUCUGCGACGUGGGCCUCAUCCCUGGGAGGGAGUACGGCGUGGAUGUUGUUGUGGAGAGUGGUGAUUUGCAGAGCAAGACUAGUUGCACGGGGAGAACGGCUCCAGAGCCUGUUCUCCAGCUCCGUGUGAAGCAUGCUAAUGAAUCUUCACUUAGUGUCAUGUGGAUGACCCCUGUUGCAGAAUGGGACAGCUAUGUGGUUUCCCUGGGAGACAGUGAUCUUACUAUCAUAAAAAAAGAGCUUGAAAAAGAAGCUAAGGAAUUCACUUUCACUGGCUUGGUACCAGGAAGAAAAUACACAGCUACCAUCACAACCAUUAGUGGGACUUUAAGCAACUGGACUUCAGUGGAAGGAAGAACAGUGCCAGCCCAAGUGACUGAUCUGAUUGUGGCAAGUCAGGGAUCAACCAACAGCUUAUUCACCAACUGGACAAGAGCUCCGGGAGAUGUAGACUCAUACCAAGUGCUAUUGAUUCACGAGAAUGUUGUCAUUAAAAAUGACACUGUUCCCAGUGAAACCAACAGAUAUCACUUCUAUGCUCUGAAACCUGGAGGACUCUAUUCAGUUGUUGUCACCACUGUCAGUGGAGGGAUAUCUUCAAGGCAAAAGAUUGCAGAGGGAAGUACAGUUCCUUCCAGCGUGACUGGAGUAACAGUAAAUAACUCAGGUCGCAGUGACUACCUCAGUGUGUCUUGGCUGCCAGCUUCUGGAGAUGUAGACAGUUACUUGGUAACACUCUCUCACCAUGACCAGAUUGUUCAGACUCUCACCAUUCCCAAAUCCUUCAGUGAAUGCUCCUUCAGCAACCUUACUCCUGGAACACUUUACAAAGUGAUGAUAACCACAAAGAGUGGGAAGUAUGAAAAUUAUACCUUCAGCCAGGAACGAACAGUCCCUUCAAGUGUUCAGGGACUUACUGUCAGCAAUUCAGCCAGAAGUGACUACUUGAGGGUGUCCUGGUUACAUGCAUCUGGGUAUUUUGAUAAUUAUGAAGUGAUCAUCAGGAACAACAACGAUUUCAUCCAAACAAAAAGUGUCCCAAAGGAUGAAAAUGAAUGUGUGUUCACUAAUCUGGUCCCAGGGAGGCAGUACAGUGUCACGGUCAGCACAAGGAGUGGGAAAUACGAAACUAGUGAAAGGGUCUAUGGCAGAACAAUGCCAGAGUCAGUGAAGGAACUGACUCUUAGUAACAGGAGCACAGAAGAUCUGCAGGUAACUUGGUCAAAGGCUGAGGGGGAUGUUGAUAAAUAUGAGAUUCAACUCCUCUUCAAUGAUAUGAAGAUCUUCCCACCCAUUUUCCUUGGGAACACCAUUGAGGAGUAUUGGUUCACAGCUCUGACUCCAGGACGUCUAUACAAAAUUCUUGUCUUGACCAUCAGUGGAGAUGCACAACGUGCUACUUUCAUAGAAGGCCUGACAAUUCCGAGCGUGGUCAGAAACAUUCACGUGUCACCUAAUGGCAUGACAAACAGCCUGAAAGUGAGCUGGACUCCUGGAGGUGGAGAUGUUGAUUCCUAUACGGUGACCAUAUUUCAGCAAAACCAUCAGCUUGAUUUCCAGAGUGUCUCCAAACAUGUUUCCGAGCACACAUUUCACAAGUUGGAAGCUGGGGAGCAGUACCGGGUGGUGGUGCAGUCUAACAGUGGCACCUUGCACAACAGCGUAGCAGCUUUUGGGAGAACAAUUCCAGCCUCUGUCCAGGAAUUAUUAGCUGAUCAUGCUUACAGCAGUCAUUCCUUGUUAGUAACCUGGCAGAAAGCUCCUGGUGUAGCUGAGAGAUAUGACAUUCUGCUCUUGAAUGAACAAGGAGUCCUCCUGAGCAACAAAUCAGAGCCAGCUGCUGCCAAACAGCACAAAUUUGAAGAUUUAUUAGCUGGCAAGAAGUAUAAAAUACAAGUUUUGACAGUCAGUGGUGGGCUCUUCAGUAAGCGUGCAGAAACUGUUGGCCGAACAGUUCCAGCAGCUGUUACAAAUCUGAAAGUCACAGAGAACACCACUGAUCGACUGUCCUUCAGCUGGACCACCUCGCAAGGGGAGCUUGAUUCAUAUGACAUCUUCCUGUACAACCCAGACAAAUCCCUUCAUGACAGGAUUUCAGGAGAGCAGCACCUCCAGCAGUGUUCAUUCCAGAACCUACGUCAAGGCAGGAUGUAUCGAAUGGUGAUUGUUACCCACAGUGGAGACCUCACUAAUGAGUCAUCUAUCUUUGGAAGAACAGUACCUGCCCCAGUCGUUGGUCUCAAGGCAUCCAACCGAAACAUGACAGACAGUCUGUGGUUCACCUGGGGUCCAGCAGCAGGAGAUGUUGACUUCUAUGAGCUGAAUCUUUACAACCCAAAUGGGACACAGAAAGAAACCUGGCAAAGGAAAGACCUGAAAGAGUGGCAUUUCCAGGGGCUCAUUCCUGGCAGAAAGUACACUUUGGUUGUGGUGACUCACAGUGGUGAUCUGAUCAACACAGCAAACGCUGAAGGAAGAACAGCACCCAGCCCCCCUAACACUGUAUCGUUUACUGAUGUUGCAAACACCUCUUUAUCAGUCACGUGGCUGGGUCCUCCAGACUGGACAGACUAUGACGAUUUUGAGUUGCAGUGGCUUCCAAAGGAUCCCCUCACAGUAUUCAAUCCCUACAGCAGCAGCAAAUCUAAAGUACGUAUCAUCUAUGGCCUGCGACCAGGAAGACUCUAUGAGUUCAGUGUCAGAACCGUCAGUGGCGACAACUGGAAGACAUACAGUCAGUCACAGUCUGCAAGUGUGAGAACGAAACCAGACAAGAUACAAAGUCUUCACUGUCGGCCCCAAACCUCCACUGCCAUCGCGUGUUCCUGGACUCCUCCUGAUUCUGACUUUGAUGGGUAUAGCAUUGAAUGCAAAAAAAUGGACACUCGUGAAGUGGAAUUUUCUAAAAGGAUAGAAAAAGACAAAUCUCUACUUAAUAUCAUGACCCUCGUUCCCCAUAGACGAUACCUGGUGUCCAUCAAGGUGCAUUCUGCAGACAUGACGAGUGAAGUAGUUGAAGACAGCACCAUCACAAUGAUUGAUCGUCCCCCUCAGCCACCUCCAGACAUACGAGUGAACAAAAGAGAGGUACUGAUUACCAAAUCCUCCAUCAACUUUACUUUUAACUGCAGCUGGUUUAGUGAUACUAAUGGAGCUGUGAAGUACUUUACUGUGGUUGUGAGAGAGGCUGAUGGUAGUGAAGGACCAAAGCCUGAUGAGCAGCACCCAUUACCUUCCUACCUGGAGUACAAACACAACGACUCUAUACGCAUCUACCAGACAAAUUAUUUUGCCAGUAGAUGUGCUGAAAAUCCGGACAGCGACUAUAAAAGCUUUGACAUUAAGCUUGGAGGAGAAAUGGAAAAUCUGGGAGGAAAGUGUGAUCCAGAUCACCACAAAUUCUGUGAUGGACCUCUAAAGCCUCAAACUGCUUAUAGGAUCAGCAUACGAGCUUUUACCCAGCUUUUCAGUGAAGACCCAAAGGAACUUCCUAAACCACUCUUUGCAGAUACCUUCUUCUCUUUGCCCAUCACUACAGAGGCAGAGCCUCUGUUCGGAGUUAUUGAAGGUGUGAGUGCUGGCUUGUUUCUGAUUGUGAUGUUGGUGGCUGUUACUGCUUUAUUUGUCUGCAGACAGAAAGUUGGCAGUGGCCAUGAGAGAUCUACAGCAAGGCUGAGCAUUCGCAGGGACAGGCCACUGCCAGUCCAUCUGAACCUGGGGCAAAAAGGGAACCGGAAAACUUCCAGUCCAAUCAAAGUCAGUCACUUUGAAGCACACUUCACCAAACUUCAAGCAGACUCCAACUACCUUCUGUCCAAGGAGUAUGAGGACUUGAAAGAUGUGGGUCGAAACCAGACGUGUGACAUAGCACUUUUGCCAGAGAACAGAGGGAAAAAUCGAUACAAUAAUAUAUUACCCUAUGAUACAUCAAGAGUGAAGCUUUCCAAUGUGGAUGAUGACCCUUGCUCAGACUACAUUAAUGCAAGCUACAUACCAGGCAAUAAUUUCCGCAGGGAAUACAUAGCAACUCAGGGCCCUUUGCCUGGCACGAAAGAUGAGUUCUGGAAGAUGGCAUGGGAGCAAAAUGUUCACAAUAUUGUCAUGGUAACCCAGUGUGUUGAGAAGGGCCGGGUAAAGUGUGAUCACUACUGGCCCCUCGAUCAGGAUUCCUUGUACUAUGGAGACCUGAUCGUUGAGAUGUUGUCUGAAUCAGUGCUCCCAGAAUGGACAAUAAGAGAGUUUAAAAUCUGCAGUGAAGAGCAGCUUGACUCAACAAAGCUCAUUCGUCACUUCCACUACACUGUAUGGCCAGACCAUGGUGUGCCAGAGACCACCCAGUCCCUGAUUCAGUUUGUCAGAACUGUAAGAGAUUAUAUCAACAGGACCCCAGACACAGGACCAACUAUUGUACACUGCAGUGCUGGUGUUGGCAGGACUGGCACAUUCAUUGCACUAGACCGAAUUCUGCAACAGCUGGAUUCAAAGGACACUGUCGACAUUUAUGCAGCAGUACAUGAUCUAAGGCUUCACCGUGUUCACAUGGUUCAGACAGAGUGUCAGUAUGUGUAUCUACAUCAAUGUGUGAGAGAUGUGUUAAGAGCCAGAAAACUUCGCAGUGAACAAGAAAAUCCCUUAUUUCCAAUAUAUGAAAAUGUGAAUCCAGAGUAUCACAGAGAUGCUGUUUAUUCAAGGCACUAAGAAUGUUAGAGAUAUCUACUUUUGUGACCACACUUGUUAACUCGGGGGUUUGUUUGGGGUUUUUUGUAUGUGUAUUUCAUGCACCAGAAAGGUGCCAGACCUUUCUGCUGAGACUGUAUAAUUUAUUGGUCUGGUGAUUUUUUAAAAAGAUAUAUAAUUUAAAUAUAAUAGGUAUUAAUGUAUAUAAUUGUAUUUUGGCAUUAUGUAAAUAUGUAUUUUUUCUAUAUUGUUUAUAUUAAUAUUAUGCUUCAGAUAAUGCUAUUUUUUUUCUUAUCACGGUUUUUAUAAACUGUUCUACAUAAACUAUUUUAAAUUCAAUGGCUAACAGGACUGCUGCAUCUGGGGCGGUAUUGGCAUGACACAGGAAAAAUCCUUUAAGGAGAACCUCAUUUUUUUUAACUAGUUCAGUGUUUGUGAGAUGAAAUAAGCUACUAUUAAGCAAGGGAACAGUAGUCCUGUAUAGGAGUUACAAUGCUACUCUACACUUAAACUUACUGCUUUUCAUCUGAGAAAAAUGGGUAUAACCUGUAACACAAUGGCAUACCUUUUACAGAACUCAGUAACAACUGAGCAAAACAGGAUUCACCUCACCGGAAGCAACCGUUUCACUCUAAUGUGACAUAGGAGAAAAAUAUUGAACAUACGCUGCAGUGAAGUCUAAUAGACCUAUCUCCCACCACAUACUUUGAGGGGAGACAGGUCACAUUCUGAUUUCUUUACACUGGUUUAAGAGAGCAGAAUCAGACCACAACCUGUCUGUGCGUUUUCAUGUGUGAAUAAUUAUAAUUAAGAAAAAUGUUCAAAAAAUGCCUCAGACAUUUGUGUUAACAGACCAGUGAGGAUGUGAAGUCUGACAACUUCCUUAGCUCGUUAGAAACAAUGUUGUACCAUGAGAGCCAAAAAGUAGAUAGAUUGCAAACAUAUAUAUCUCCAACAAUUAACACAACUGGCUUUAUGCU